Molecule: messenger RNA, 5476 nt
Organism: Hydra vulgaris (swiftwater hydra)
Lineage: Eukaryota; Metazoa; Cnidaria; Hydrozoa; Anthoathecata; Hydridae
Product: tRNA (32-2'-O)-methyltransferase regulator THADA
Biological process (GO): tRNA methylation
Cellular component (GO): cytosol
Source: RefSeq, a predicted model, not a curated record
AAUUUACUAAAGUAUAAUUUACAACAAACAUGUUGGACCUUACAAUAAUCAAUGAGUCUUUACCAGUUGUCAAAGAUAUUUUCUCAAAUGACUUUAAAAACUUUAUAUUGCUACUUGAUGAUCUGAAGCACCGAAAAGAUCUUCUGAAGAUAAUUGAAAACAAAUGGUGGUUAGAUCAAUUCCCUGAAGUAUUAAAGUCAUGGUUGAUGACUCAACUGAAACAACUUGAUUUUUCAUUAGUGAAAAAAAUUUCUAGUUUGCUUGAGUUGUCUUACUUGACCAGAAGUGUUGUUGAAGAUUGUUUUAUUGAUGUUUGCAAUUAUAUGGUUCACACUUUUAAAGUGAUUUGUGAAAAGGAUAUAUUAGAAGUAAAUAAUACUGCUGCUUUUAAUGAAAUGUCAUUGCAAGCUGUAAAGCUCUUUUUGCAGUUGGUUCAGUUUUUUCCCAAGUCAGUGCAUGAAGCACUUAAAAACUCUGCUUGUGAUGCCAUACUUCAAUAUGUGGUUGUACUGCUAACAGAUAAGAGAUUUUCCAAAGACUGUUCAUUGCUAUGUGGAACUGUUUUUGCUCUCUUACUUGAUGUAGUUGAUCAAAGUAAAUCUGUUUUGGAAACCUUAGAAGACUUUCUGAAUUAUACUGGUAGUAUUGGAGAAUAUAAAAAGAAAACUAUUUACUUUGAAAACACCUGGAUUGUGUUGUCAAACGUGUCAUCUCCAUAUGCACAAAUAAGUUUAAUUGUUGGGCUUCUGAAGACAAAAUCCAAAGCUAUCAACACAAUUUGUAAUAAUGGAUUCCCAUUUGUUCAUGUAUUAUUUGAAGUUAUUCGGUUGUAUUGUGAAAAUGCAUCUGAUAGUUCUAUCAAGUAUCUUGCUUUCAAAGCUAUGCAUUUGUGGUUGUUACAUGUUCAAACUUGUAAACUCAUUCCACUUUACUGUAAUGGUACUUUAUUUAUGUAUGAAAGUUCUUUGUACUUGGAAAGUUUAUUGAGUUUAGUAUGGUGUCAUGCAGAAGAUUUGGUUGAAAAUGUUCCAGUUUUUGUUCAACAAAUUUUUUCUUUAACACUACAGUUAUAUAAAGAUGAGUGUGAUCUCCGUGUCACUAAUGUUAACAUUAAUUUUACUACUAAAGAUGAGUUUUAUAAUCGUUUGGCUUCAAUUUUAAUUAACCAAGCAUGGUAUAUGAAAGGAAGAUGGUCUCUGCUGAGUGAACUUGUGUCUUAUCUUGGUUUUACUAAAUUGCUAAACCUUCAUAAGCGAUUCAAUGAAGAAAUGUUAGAAUGUAUGGGUACCAGCAAUCUACCAGUGGCUUCAAAUAACUUUUAUGUUGCUAUUCUUAAAAAUAUAAGAAUUUCAUCAAAAACUGCUGAGGUUGCUGUUAUCGAAUGGUGUACCUAUUUUGAAACCUUUCUAUCAUCUGCUAUGCAAAAUGAACAACUUUCUGUUCGUCAAAAUGUUGGUCAGUAUUUAGUCCCAACUACUUUCCAGCUACUGCCAGAAACUUUCAGUAUUCUUGAAAAUAAUUUUAAAUGUCUGUCUUCACCAUUAUGCUGUCAUGCAUAUGUCAUUUCUUUGAAGCAUGCCAGAAUAAAUAAAAUCAUAACAACACAAGAUCUAGAACUGCGAAGUGACAUUUUAAAAAGUUGCUUGAAUAAUAUUGAUUUAAAUAUCCGAAGUGAUGCUUUUGAAGUGCUGUGCAACAACCCUAAGCUAACAGAACCUUUAACAUUAACAAUCCAAUCAAUGGUUUUACAGUAUGUUUUAUAUAAUUUAAAUUCUGAUUCGUCCAGUUUUCGUCAAAAGUUUGUUUCUUCAUUGAAAAAGUUGUUGAAGAAUGUUAGAGAAAGUUGUGUUAUUUUGUGUAAAAAAAAGAAAGACCAUUCUGAAUUAGAACAUUUAAUAGACUUCGUUGAAGAAGUUAUAAAGAUUGUUCGAACAUGUCUCACUCCUCUGUCUUCAUACCAACGAAAAAGAACAGGUCUUCAUUUGUUAGAGCUCUUAACUGAUAUAUUUGUUUAUGUAACUGAAGAAGCAAAGAAGCAUAAAGGUGCUCCUUCUGUUAAUUCUUCAGUAUUGUUUGAAUUUGUCACAAGAAAAAAAAGAUGGAAUAUUUUGUCAACAUUUGAUCAUGAUUUACUAUGCUGUAUAGAAGACCAACAUGAUGAGAUACGAGAAGAAGCUUUAAAAUUACUUAUCUACCAUCAAACUCUUGUUACUUCAGAAUAUUUGAUUGAUUUUAACUCUUUAAAAAAGACACUCAAUAUUGCUUUCUCGCUGAUAAAAAGCUUGAAAUUUCAUGAAGCAGAAAGUGGAGCAAUGUUAAUUCAAUUUAUUGCAAAUCGACUUGUUAGCAACUCGCAGAUAUCAUCUAAUAUUUUAUCAAUAGUUGAAGAAUCAAAUAUCAUUCAACAACCAAUCAUCAAAGAUGGAACCUCUAACCACCAGGUAACUACUAAAGAAGGAAUUAUUACCCAACAUCAUCUUAUUGAUAAUUCUAAAGUGUCAAAAAGUUUACAUGCAUUUGCGCUGUAUAUUCUUUCAUAUGCUAAAAAGAGUUGGGCACAAGCUCAGAAAGACUAUUUUUAUGCUGCUGUUUCAGAUUCUGUGUAUGGUUCUGUACUUGCUUUUGCAUAUAUAAUCAAGUUAUUUUUUGAUAAUAACUUGGAAAUACAACAUCAACUUUUUGAUGAGUCUGUUAAACUCUAUUCAUCAAUGGCUAGUAGCUUAUUACAGCUACUUAUGAAUUCAGACAGUUUUGAUGGUAGUGAAAUUUCACCUUCUUUUGCUGAUAUGAAUAACGCAAUGGAUUCUUGUUUGAAAAAAAGUCCUUCUUAUAGUAUUGUAUCAGAAAAAGUUGGCCAUGUUCAUUGUAAAGAGUUGCUAAUCUCUUUUUGUUGGUUGAACAUGAAAUCUAUUAGUGUUACAUUUGCAGCAUUUGCAGAACUUUUAGGUGUCAAAAAUAACCAAUUUUUAAAUAUUACCAAUUUUACUUUGAUAAUGGAGUUUUACAAGCAGUCACUUAUAAAAUGUCGUCACAAGGGAAUUGUGGAAUCUUGUUAUGCAAGUUUUUGUACAUUUACAAAAAGUGUUUCAAAUAUUCCUGUCUUUUGGCAGGAUCUAAUGCAACACUGUAUUGAAACGAUUGGAUUUUGCACAUCAUUUUCACAUACAUCAUCUGUAACCAUGAGGAGUGUUGGAAUACCAAUGUUUGUGCAAGCAAUUCUUUCAGCAGAACCAUCUGGAAACCAUGGUUCUUUUUUAUGUGACAUUGUCAGUCGAUUAGUUCAAACAGCAAGCACGCCAUUAGAAAAUGUUGACAGGAGUUUGCCACAGUUUAAUGCAAUCAGUAUACUCAAAGCUAUAUUUCGAGAUACUUCAUUAAGAGGAGCAGUAUUACCAUAUGUUGAACGUGGAAUAAUUUUGACCAUUGAAGGUUUUUUAUCUCCAUCAUGGUCAAUUAGAAAUGCCUCUACGCAACUUUUAGGGGCUUUAAUUCAGAGAAUGUUAGGCCAAAGAAUUAGCCAAACUGAAGAUAAUUCCCAAAAUGCUGGUACAGUUGAUGUUUUUUUUAAUCGCUACCAAAGUUUAUGUGAAUACUUUGUUAGUAGUUUAAGCGAUGUCUCAAAAAGAAUGUUUUCACAUCCCAGACUUCCUUGCACAUUGCACCAUGUUAUACCUGUAUUAACAAUUUUAUCAAAGCUUCAUCCAGCUUCAGAAAUACAAAAUAAGAGGUCUCAUGAAAUUCUUCUGAAUCUUUUGUCUUUUAAAAGCUCUCCAGUUUGGAAAAUUCGCGAUUUGACUACUAAAGCCAUUCUUGCUUUUACACCAAUGUCAAGAUAUGCAAUCUUUUGUGAAGAAAUUUACUCUGAAUUAAUAGUUAGUACCUGUAAAAACACAAUCCAUUCUUUACUCAUGAUUUUGUUCAAAAUGUCUUGCAUAAAUGAUUGUUGCCUCUCUGUUUAUGUUGCUAUUUCUGGUGUUUUAAACCGUUUGUAUGAGAAAAAAUUAUGCUGUAUUUCACAGAGUGUAUAUAUUGAUACAUUGAUUCAAUGUUGUAAAUACUUGAAAUCAAAAGACAUUUUGAUGUUCACAUUUUUCUAUGUAAAAAAAGCCCUGACUUCUCUUUGUAAAGGUUUAAAUGUUGGCAAGCCUUACCUUGAAAAAUCUUUAGCAAAAGUUGCUGUUUAUUUUGCUAAAAAUGAAAAUAAAUUUAUUGAAAAUGAAAGUGAAAAUGAAAAUGAUCUGGUUUACCAGGUUACCAUCUCUACAAACUCUGGUCUUCACUUGCAGUUCCUAAAAAACAUUACCUCGUGCAUAAAUGUUAUAAGCAACAAUUCACAAUUGCUAGUUGCUAAAUUUGCAUUAAAAUGUAUUGCACACUCUCAAUCGCAACUUUUUCUUCAAACUGCUUUUACUUGUUUAAGUUUUCUGCCAAAGACAAGUUGGAUUUAUUGGACAGAACAUAAUGAAGAUGAAUAUUUUACAAGUCACUUUUUAAAAUUACUUAUGCAAUAUCCUGGAUUAAAGUCUGUAAUUUUACCAAAUUUGUACAAGGUUAUGUCUAAAAGAUUAAAAAAUGCUGAAUGGGAAAAUUUUUCUGACUUGAAAACCAUGUGUGAAUUUAUUAAAAGUUUCAGUAUGGCAGAACAAAUUGAAGAUUUGCGGUUAGCUGCUGCAAAUUCUAUUGGUUUUCUAGAAGAUUUUGUUAUAUUACUACCAUCAGUUAAAAAUGAAAAUAUUUUUAACAUAAUGCGUUUGCUUCCGUUGUUACUUUCCUCAUGUGUGCGCCUACUUCAAGACGAAGAUGAAGAUAUUCGAAAGAUUGCUACACUAAAUGUUCAGUUUGUUCAAAAGUUAAAUAAAAACUGUGUUCAUCCUAACAUGCUUCUUGUUUAUUUAUUUUCUUAUGUUGAGCAUCUUGCAACAGAUAAUGAAUUUGCAUGUGAAUGGCUCUGUGAAACUUUAUGUAAAAAUUUUGAAAAAGACAUUGAUAGCAGUGAGCUACUUUUAUUCGAACAAGAAGCAGCCAACUUGUAUAUUGAAGAAAGUGUCGUUAUCGAUCUUGCUGCUUUUUCACUCAAAAAUGUUUUAUGUUUUUCACAAGAUAUCUAUCGCACAAAACUAAAUAUUUACACAAAUCAGCUCUAUGAAACAUUGCUAUUUAAGCAAUCAGUGCAAUCUUCGAAGAAUCUUUUUGGUUUGUUUGGCGUUCGAAAGAAUUUAUUAGAACUUUAUACGUUUAUAAGAUGCGUCCACGUCUCUGAUGCUAAUAAAAUAAAACACAUUCAGUUUUUGAAAGAUCUUUCAAAUAAGGUCCUUCUACCCUCAGUUUUUUACAACUAUAUUUAUGAACUUUCUUGUUUUGAUUUUACACAAAGUACUGCAACAUCGACAGUUCAAGACAAGUUGUAAAGUAUAAUGACAAUUAGAAUGAUUAGAACUAUAAAUGAUGACGUCGAAAGAUUGAACCUAAUCGUAAA